AAAGCCACCAUAAAUCUUAGAAUGUACGUGCCCCUGUACCAAGCGGCACUUAAUGGUGAUUGGGAAAGGGCCAAAGAAUUUAUCAGGUUGCAUCCAUCUGCACUAUCUGCUAGGAUCGCAAAGGGGCAGGAAACAGUUCUUCACAUUGCAGCUGGAGCCAGACAGACCAAGUUUGUGGAAGAGUUAGUCAAAUUGAUGGACAUGAAGGAUUUGGAAUUGCAAAACAAGCAUGAUAACACAGCGCUUUGUUUUGCUGCCGCAUCAGGAAACACGAGAAUUGCUGAGGUAAUGGUGAAAAAGAACGUUAACUUGCCAGCUGUGAGGGGUAGUAAGGGAUUGACAGCAGUCCACAUGGCUGCAUUGUUAGGUCACAGAGACAUGGUGUUGUUUCUUUGCUCGGUGACUAGGGAUGAAGAUCUAACAAAAGAAGAUUUCACCGGCUUACUUGUUGCUACUAUUAGUUCAGAUUUGUAUGAUGUCGCUCUUCACAUACUUGAUUGUCGACCAGAAUUAGCAAUUGAGCAAGAUUCGAAUGGGGAGACAGCCCUUCAUGUUUUAGCUCGAAAACGCUCGGCAUUUUCUGGCAAAAGUGGGCUGGGAGUCUGGCAUAGAUUUAUAUAUCCAUGGUUCCAUGUGGGACAAUUGAAGGAGUUUAGCUGCUGCUGCACCAAGACCUGCGGCUUCUUCUCUACUAUGUGCAAGUACCAGAGUAGCAGAACCAUCCACAGUUGUAACUCGAACCGCUUCUUCAGUAGACUACUUCAGCACGCAGAAGAAGUUUUUGGUUUCAAGGUAGUUCAUGACAAAAAACUACUAGACAUGCAAUCUCUAGAGUUGGUGAAACGUCUCUGGGGACAAAUAUUGUUAUUGGAUGAUGCACAGAUUGGAAACAUACUUAAAAGCCCUUCGCGACCAUUAUUUGUUGCUGCUGAGUUAGGAAAUUUUGAGUUUGUAUUUGAGCUCCUUCAUUCUUACCCUGAUCUAAUUUGGAAGGUUGAUGAGCAAAGUCGGAGCAUUUUUCACAUUGCUGUCAUGCAUCGCCAAGAAAAGAUCUUCACCCUUAUUUAUGACAUUGGAGCUCACAAAGAUUUGAUUACUGCUUAUAAAGAUUCAAACAAUACCAACAUGUUACACUUGGCUGGAAAAUUGGCUCCAUUCAAUCGACUUAACAUCGUCUCUGGUGCUGCACUUCAAAUGCAACGGGAACUCUUGUGGUUUAAGGAAGUGGAGAAGAAUGUACGACCAUCAUACAAGGAGAUGAGAGACAUGGAAGGUCAAACACCCCGAAUGUUGUUUACCAAGGAGCACAUGGGACUAGUGAAAGCCGGGGAAAGGUGGAUGAAAGGCACUGCCUCAUCAUCCAUGCUUGUCGCAGCACUUAUCACCACAGUAAUGUUUGCUGCUAUUUUCACUGUCCCAGGAGGCAAUAACAACAACGGCAUCCCAAAUUUUCUUCAAGCCAAGACAUUCAUGCUUUUCGCCAUAUCAGAUGCAUUUGCCUUGUUCUCUUCAGUCACCGCUAUACUAAUGUUCUUGUCCAUCCUCACUUCUCGCUAUGCAGAAGAAGAUUUCCUCGAGUCCUUACCAAAAAGAUUGAUCAUCGGUCUUACAACUCUCUUCUUCUCUAUAGCAUCCAUGCUUGUAGCUUUUAGCGCAACAUUUUUCAUUGUACUUGGCCAUCAACUAGCUUGGGUUGUCAUUCCCGUGGCGCUAACUGCUUGCAUACCGGUAACAUUAUUUGCAUUUUUGCAGUUCCCUCUGUUGGCCGAUAUGGUUAGUUCUACUUAUGGGUCUGGAAUUUUUGCUCGUCGUAACAGAGAUACUCUUUAUUAGAGUUCAAGAAUGGAUUAUUAGUUUGAAUGUAUAAGAAUAGUUUGUAGGAUGUACUAAAAUAUGUUGUUAUUUUUUCAUUAUAUAUAGCAGUUACAAUAGUAUUUGUUCAUUUUAUCAAUAAAUGUGACAAGGCUAUUCUUUUAAGA
This is a messenger RNA of Camellia sinensis, 1979 nucleotides long. The record is from RefSeq and is a predicted model, not a curated record. Lineage: Eukaryota; Viridiplantae; Streptophyta; Magnoliopsida; Ericales; Theaceae.